AUGGUCGCCUCUAAGAUGAAAGAGGAAAUGGAGGCCAAGAUUACAAAGGCGGCAGAGGAAAACAAUAUGCUGAAAGGCCAACUGGAAGAAUCUUGCCAGCAGAUCCAGAAACAAUCAUCUCAGCUCCAAGCCUACAAGUCCCGCAUGGAAACAUGGAGGUCGAAGUUUGCGAAGUUUAGAAGCUUCUUGAAUGAACUUGGCUGGGACUUUCAAAAUUUACGCGGGGAGGCUAUUCAGCUCAAAGGAACAAGGAAAGAAUUGAUUUCAACUGACGCAGAACAUAAACGGGGUGAAGUGUCAAAGGUGGAGAGCCAAAACGACCUGCUUAAGCAAAGUCUGAAAGAUGCCGAGGAAAGAUCGAAUUACCUUUUGACGCAGCUGUCGGAUGAGAAGAAACGAUCAAGUCUUCUUGAAGUCUACAUACAAAAUUGUGCCAGAGCUCAGUCCACCAAAUUGGACAAGAUUAUGUCUCAUCAACCCAUUAUCCACUCCUUCGCAGCACGCAUGGACUCGGCGAUGCACCAGCUGGAUGUUGGUAUCGCAAAGGGGACCGAGGCAACUGCAGGCCUGUCCGAGAGUCUGAAGGCACAGACUGAGAUUAUCGGGAAGCAAGUUGUCAGAGAAAAUCAGCUAGUGGCAAAAAUCUCGGAAGAUUCAGAAACUAAUGAGAGUUUGCGAAACGCGCUUCGAGAAUUGGCGGCCGCCAAUGAGGACAUAAACGUCUCAAUGAAGGGGCUAGAGGCGAGAGAAAGCGGUCUUCUCGAUCAAUUUACAGCUCUGGAAGCCAGUCUAUCGGCGAUGCAGCUACCAGACCAGAGACAAAUUUUAAAGGAAGAGACUCAGGGGUUUGAGCAGACACUUGCCGAAAUGGAAAGAAAGAUCCAAGGUUUGUCGGAACAGUCCAAGUUGGCCGAGGAAGCCUUGAGAAACAAGGAUCUUGAAAAUCAGGCAUUGAGAGGAUCGCUGGAAAUUGCCUCAGCAAAGGUGGAAGACGAUGAUUCUCGCGUCCGGAGGUACGAAGCGGAAGUAGCAACACUGAAGGAUGAGGUCAAGUCUGUGGAGGCAAGGGUUCGUAAAGAGCUCAGUAGAGCUAGUGUUGUCUCCCGAGAACAGGAUCGAGCAAGAUACGAGCAGAAGAUCCAUGAACUCUUACGAGGGAAAUCAGAGAUUGAAAGGAAUUUGGGCAUGGUGUGCAUGCAGUUGGCUGAGACACGACAAGAUCUAAUAGAGCGCGAAGACAAGGUGAAGCAGCGAGUGAACGAACUGGAACUCCUGCUUGGGUCCAGAGAAAAGGAGAAUGAGGGUCUCAAAAAUGGCAUAUCUGAGAUAACAUCCAAGCUAGAGGAGGAGAAGCACGAAGCAGCAAGACUUGGAGAGCUGGUGUCGUCGAGCGCGGCGGAGCAGGCAUCUCUUCAGCAUCAGAUUGAAGAAGCUGCUCACCGGAUUUCAAGUCUUGAGGGUGAAUGCUCCAGAAUCAGCAAAGAAGGAUCAAAGUCGAUCGAGGAUAUUCAAGGCAAACAUGACAUGCUCUGCAAGGAGUUGCAGGAAAAGGAAGACGAGUGUGUUCUCAUCCAGUCACAGCUCAAAGCUACAAUGUCCGAAAAGGCGGAUCUCGAAUGCAGCAAAGGGAAGGCGGGAGAAGAGAUAAAAUCACUACUCAGAAGGGUCCAAAAUUCCGAGAAGUGGAUGAACAAAUUGAAAGCAACACUUUGUCAAGCGGGCUUUGUCACACCUGAUCAGCCAGCCUCGGAAGCAUGGAGCAGCCUGGAAACCACUUUACGCACAGUUAUUAGCAGAGAGGCCGCCCGCAAUUCCUUGAACUCAUCUUCUGGUGAAAACCAGGAUGUUGGUGGCUCGAAGGCGCCAAGUCCGACUCUAGGACAGGAUGUCUACAAGGCUACAGAAGUGAUCUACAAAGCAGAAAGCUUUCAAGCAAGCAUUAUCUCUUCGCCCUUUCCAGCAAAAGCUAACCCGGCAGAAAACGACGGCGCAAAACAGCCUUUCUGCUCCGCGCAGAACCCCAAUAUUGUACCUUUUUCAAGCUUCCGCCAACGGUCACCAAUAGAUAGUUCUGUCUUCGGCAAUGAUCAGGAUGACCUUGCAGCUAUGCUACUUCUCACAACAGAGCAACAGGUUUCGAAUGAGGUCCAUUCAGUUAGCAAGCCUGAUGAAGCCCAAUCGACAGGAGCAGCCAGCGUCGCUGCACAAGAAGAAACACUUCCGCGAACGAAAACGGCUAGUAUGUCAGCCAAGAGCAAAGUGCUUCAGCCAAACCCUCAACCCAUGCAGGAUGAGAAAUCAAUCGAAACGAAGUACAGCAGUAAAGGGAAAGCAACCAUACCAAAGGGCGUCACUUUCGAGACACAGAGUACCACAUCACCAGGGCAGAAACGUAAAUUAUCGGCCGGGAGCAAUGUCAGUCCAAGUCAGUGGCGGAGCCAGUCCAUAGAGGACAGACCAGUCCGUUUAAAUCGCCGCACAUAUGCCAGGGCUCGUCAACCCGCGUCUCGACCACUGGCAAGCCUUGUGGAACAGCCGACCAGUUCCCUCAGUAACGAUAUUGCUGAUGGAGCUGCGCAUGCCACCGCAUCUUGCUCCACUGGAAACAAACGAGCAAAGCUUUCUAUGGAUCAGAAGCCACAAACAAAGCCCGUCAGCGAGUACUUCGAGCGCAAGCCGAGCCCCAAGAAGCUUGCUUCCGGAAGCAGCAGGCCUUCUUCGAUGAAUGCCAGCCAGGGGACCAACCUAAAGCGAGCAGCUAGAGGUGAUCAUUACAAUGCUCGCUUCAGCCGAGGAGCCUGAGGGACACAUGAACGAAUACGUCAGACGGUAGUCAAGCGAAAGAAUGACUUUAUGUACCAGCUUUUCUUCAAUUCGUGCACUUGCUAACUUAUCCGGCGUGAUAUCGAGAAGUGAGAAGAACAUAUUCCUAUCCCCAAUUUCCGCAACACAGAAUGCCUGAAGCUUUCCAAAAAUGUCAUAUGCAUCAAAGCAAAUAAAUUGAUAAAUGAAUAUUGAUUCAACCCAGAAUGUCUUGCUCUAAACGCCACAAUAUAACACCGAAAAAGAUACACAACUCGAACGUCCACGGAAGCCUGUCGUUAUGAUCCAGCCUCCACGACCAUCCUCGCCACUGCACCGUCUAAUAUACAUGAUCGUCUCAUAUCGAUAAAAAGAUC
Messenger RNA from Aspergillus eucalypticola CBS 122712, 3179 nucleotides. RefSeq names its product rootletin. Bases 1 to 2802 code for a protein of 933 amino acids. Lineage: Eukaryota; Fungi; Ascomycota; Eurotiomycetes; Eurotiales; Aspergillaceae. The record is from RefSeq and is a predicted model, not a curated record. The transcript has 7 exons.